Messenger RNA from Spodoptera litura, 8355 nucleotides. It is a transcript of the gene Titin2, whose product is annotated as titin-like protein. Gene Ontology annotation, molecular function: protein binding. NCBI's taxonomy places the organism in Eukaryota, Metazoa, Arthropoda, Insecta, Lepidoptera, Noctuidae. The record is from RefSeq and is a predicted model, not a curated record.
AUAAUAUUUCUUCUUACAGAAAUUAGCGAUGAUCGUGAUGGUGAACAGAUACAAAAAUCAUAUCCUACGGAUACUGAACCUGUUGAAAAAUCAGUUAAAAGCAAAAAAAUAAAACCAAUUCCUUUAAAAAUUGAAGAAAUUAUUAUGGAUGAAGCUCAACAUGCAACGGAAGUAGACGGUCCUCAGUUUACGAAACUUAAACUAAAAAAACCUACACAAAAACCCAAACAGGAUCUAAAAACAGUCACCUUACCGAAAAUACAACUUAAGAGUCGCAUCAGGUAUAACUCAGAAUGGCCCCCUUCAGAAUUAAAACCUGUUAUUACAUUUUUGGGCAGUGUAAGACAAAAUGGCCAACUCUCAAGAAAUAUUAAGGAAGCCGCUAAAUUGAAAAAGAAACCUCCUAAAGUAACAGAGAUACCUGAGUUGGAGAAAGCUGAAUUGGAAAAACCAGAAGAAUUCGAUUUCUCAUCGGAAAAACCAAUAGCAUUGAAAAAAGAGGAAACCAACUAUGUAAAACAAAUAAAUUCCAGUGAGACUGUACCGGAUGUUAAGAAACAUGGUGAAACUGAUCAAAUUAUUGAAAAUACUCAAAAUAAGAACGAGAAGACAUCAAAACCGAAAGAAAUAAUAUUGCAGAACAAAACUAUCACAGAAGAAAAGACCAAGGAGCCAGAAUCUAGCCCACAAGAAAUUGUUGAUGACAAUGAAAUUGACGAAGACAAAUCUGUCCCAAUGGAAACUCCUAAAGAAACAGACAAUAUACCCGAUGAUAAACGAGUUUCUAUUGAACCACAAGAUUUCAAACAAAGUAAAGAAAAACCAAAAAAGAAAAAUUUAAAAUCAAAAGAUUUGGAUAAGCCAACAGCAAAACAACUAGAUGAAAAACCAGUCUCAAAACAACCAGAUGAAAUAACACCCUUAAAACAACCAGUUGAAACAACAUCCUCACAACAACCAGAUGAAAAACCAGCCACAAGUCAAACAGAUGAAAUGCAACUUUCAAAGCAAUCAGAUGAAGCACCAGUUGCACACGUGACUGAAAAGCCUACACAAAAGAAAUCAAAAACUAAACCUAAGGAGAAAACCAGAAAGCCAUCUUUACAAGAUAUGGAUUCGGAAGUUAAACCUCUAGAACCAGAAGAAAUAACGGAAGCUUACGAGCAGCAAGAAAACGAAAAAGAACCCGAUACUACCCGAAGACCUGAACCCGAUAUUAUAUCUGAGGAUGACACUACAGCUUUAGUAACUAAAAAUAAAACCAAAGUAAAGAAAAUAAAACAGAAAGAUAGCCUACCCAAGCCUUUAACAAUAACAUCAGAAAAUGCACCAGAAAAUGAAGAUAAACCAGAGAAAAAGCCAACUAAAGUCAAACUUACUCCUAUUAAAAUAGAAAGGAAAGAAGUAGAACUAAGUAAACCACAACAUGCAGAAAAUAUUGAAGGUCCUCAAUUUAUUAAGCUGAAAUUGAAAAAACCAACAGCAAAACCAAAACAAGAAGCGUCUUUGGUAACCUUACCAAAAUUCCAGUUGAAAAGCAGAAUAAAAUACGUAAAUGAUUGGCCACCAAGUUUAAUAAUGCCCACUGUUACAUUUUUAGGCAGUAUUCGUCAAAACGGAAUACUAUCCAGAAACGUUAAAGAAGCAGAAAAAAUAAAGAAAAAAGUAUAUAAACAGCCGAAAUUACCUGAAAUUGAAAAAACGGAGUUGGAGAAACCAAUGUUUGAUUAUGAAGAUAUAGUAGAAGCUAAAAUCCAAGGGGUAGAAAAGGAUGAAUCAUUACAACUUGAGGAACCAGUGGAAGAUGAACCCCAACAGUUUACGAUUAAACCAAAACGUCCAAGUAUUAAAAAAACCGAAGAAAUUGAAGAUGAAGUAACAAUAAAAAAGAAACUAAAAUCGAUAAGAAAACCUUCAGUUACACUACCUGAAGUCACUGAACCUGAAACAGUUACUUUCAGGCCAAAAACUACGAAGACAAAAGAAGAUGUUGAACAGGAAUUUAACAUACAGCUAGAUUCCUAUGCUGAAGAAGAAAUAUCUAUGUCAAGUAAAGUAAAACUCAAACCACAAAGACGACCUACUUUCAAUGAAGAAGCAAAUGAAACUUCUAUCAAAUUUUACGAAGAAAAUGACGCACCACCCGAUGUUAUUGAAAUACUAGAGAGCGACGACGAAAAAUCUGAGGAAACAUCUAAUAUCGUUAUGCCUUUCAAAAAAAUUAAAGAACUGCAAGAUACAUCAUUGGAAGAAAUAUCUUCUUCGGUCACAAUACCAAAGCCAAAGAAAGAAGAUAAUGAAACCGAUGUUUCCCAGGAUGUCAACAUUAAAUUGGAUAGAAAGCAAAGAUAUAUAGUUGACGAACAAGAAGAGGUAACAUUUGAUGUAAAACCACAAUCAGAACAAUAUACUCAAGAAGAAUUGUCACUCUCGAGUAAAAUUAAACUGAAACCUAAGAAAAAAAUUACUAUAUCAGAAGCUGCCGACGAAACUCUAAUACAACUUAAACAAGAAAUAGAGGAUGACAGUCAAGCAGAAGAAGUAAUACUAAGCGAAACUGAAGCCGAUGAAAAUGUACAAAUGUUUAUUAGACGUAAACCAAAAAAACCGGCAUAUGAAGUUAGCGAAGUGGAAGAAUUAAGCGUUGAGUUAAAACCCAAAAGAAUCAAUGAGGAUGCUUUUGAAGAAGAACAAAUUACUAUUUCAGCUAAAAGAAAACCUAGAAAGCCCUCAAAAUUGGAAGAAGCCGACGUAUCGAUGAGCAUUUCUAGAGAACAAGAAUUUCCUGAAACUCCUGUCGACGUUCGUAGUGGUGAUACCGUUUUUGCUGUUUAUUCAUAUGUUGCGGAAACAGACGAAGCUAUUAAUUUGGUUGAAGGCGAACGAUUAUAUAUAUUAGAAACUACCAAUCAGGAUUGGUGGUUUGUACGUAAACAUCUCACCGAAGAAAAAGGUUGGGUACCCGCACAGUAUUUAAUGGAUGAAGCGAAUUAUACUCUUUAUCUUCAAAAGAAAUUAAAUGAAAAAAUAGACAAACUUCCAGUAUUUGAAAAACCAACACCAGAAGAGCAAGCAAUUGCACCAAUAUUCACUGAAAAAUUACGUCCUAAACAUACGCCUGAUGGAUCAACUGUUCAAUUUGAAUGUCAAGUUGAAGGCUAUCCCAGGCCACAGAUAACAUGGUUCAGACAAACUGCUAUUAUUAAACCAUCACAAGAUUUCCAAAUGUAUUAUGAUGAUGACAACGUAGCUACUUUAGUCAUCAGAGAGGUAUUCCCUGAAGAUGCUGGCACAUUUACUUGCGUAGCUAAGAACGCUGCAGGUUUUGCAUCAAGCACCACAGAAUUAAUAGUGGAAGCUCCAUUGUCUGAUCACGGUUCCGAAAUGACCGUUUUAUCUAGAAAGAGCCUUUCUAGAGAAUCUUCUUUGGCAGAUAUUCUAGAGGGUAUACCACCAACAUUUUCAAAGAGACCAAAAGCUCAGUAUGUUGAUGAAGGCUCUCAAAUAUUUUUGGAAUGUAGAUUGGUAGCAAUUCCAGAACCAGAUAUUGCUUGGUUAUUUAAAGGUGAAGAGAUUGUUCCCAAUCAAAGUAUAUCUAUAGCUACCGAAUCCGACAUGCAUAUGUACUGCAGUGUUUUAAAAAUUGAUGACGUUAAGAAAUUCCAAGAGGGUACAUACACAGUUGUAGCAGUCAAUAGAGAAGGUGAAGCCAGUUUACCAAUUGUAUUAAAAAUUAAAACAGGAGAAAAGGAAAAACCACAAGUUAUCGAACCACUCAAAAAUAUGACAAUACGAGAAGGAGAAAGCGUAGUUCUAUCAACACAAGUCGUCGGAAAUCCUCAACCAUCAGUAACUUGGUACAAAAAUAAUAAGCCUGUGAAAUCACUUACGACAAAAUCUGAUGGAGAUACUCAUACUAUUACUAUAAUAAAACCCAAAAAAGGUAAAGACGACGGAGUUUAUACGUUGAAAGCUGUGAACUCAGAAGGGUCUACAGAAACAACUGCCGUAAUAAACAUAGAAGAACCGACCGAAGAAAAUGCUGAACCGCCUCUAUUUAUUAAUAGAUUCCAAGAAAUUACAGUAAAAGAAAAUGGAAUCAUAAAAUUAGUAGCAAAAGUUACAGGAAAUCCAGUACCCUCUAUUACAUGGUACAGAAACAACCACAUAAUCACACCAUCUGAAACAGUCACGCAGAACUUCGAUGGUGAAAAUAUAGAAUUAAUAAUAACAAAUGUAGAUUCUGAAGUUGACUCUGGUGAUUACAAAUGCGUUGCAUCUAAUAGCGCAGGCAAAGCUUCUCAUGGAGCACGAGUUACAAUAGACGUUGAAAAAGUAAGAUUCGUUAAGAAUUUAAAAAAGAGUUAUGAAACAGAAGAAGGAAAGACUGUGAUCCUUGAAUGUCAUACAUCUCACACAGUUUCAACAAAAUGGUAUCACAACGAUAAAGAAGUGAGUGGAAUGGACCACAGAGAGAUAAUUCAAGAAGGCAGAGUUCAUAAACUUAGAAUUAAAAAGACUAAACUAACAGACGUUGGUGAAAUAAAAUGUGUUGUGAAAGAUCAAGAAACUAGUACCCAGCUAACUGUCCAUGAAACUAUCCCUGAAUUUAUUAGACGCUUGCAAGAUUUCGAAGUGAAAGAAAGAGACAUUGCAAUUUUGGAAGUUGAAAUUAAUUCAGAAACAGCGGAUGUAGUUUGGGAAAAGGAUGGUGAAAGAAUUAAGGCUAAGAAAAAUAAAUAUGAACUUGAAAAACGAGGAAACGUUCGUAAGUUAUUUAUCAGAAAUACUUCCGUUCAUGAUGAAGGCGAAUAUACAUGUAAACUACGAGACGAUUCCUGUACGGCAGAAGUAACUGUUGUAGAACUACCUCCUGAAAUUAUAUCUCGAUUACAAGAUCAGAAAGUAAACAAAGGAAAUAAAGCAACAUUUGACAUUGAACUCACAAAAGGAGACGCUUUAGUACAAUGGUUCAAAGAUGGUUCAGAAAUCCAAUUUUCGAAUCAUAUACAACUAACAAUCGAUGGUAAAAAACAGAAACUUAAAAUCUAUGACUGUGAAAUGUCGGAUGCUGGAGUUUACAGUUGUGAAGUCGGAAACGAUAAAUGUGCAGCUAGGCUAAUAGUGGAACAACCUUCCAUUGACUUUAUUCUAAGAUUACCAGAAGUAACUGUGGUUCCUGCUAACACAGAUGCGUAUUUGACAGUUGAAAUACCUGAUGAAACUAUGGAUGUCACAUGGUAUAAAAAGAAGUCAAUAAUUGAAGAUACCGAAAAAUUCACGUUGAUAUCAGAUGUUACCAAACGUACUUUAAUUAUAAGAAAAUGUACAGAAGAAGACCAAUGUGACUAUUCCUGUGUUUUACUUGAUGCGAAGUGUUCUACAAAAUUAAAAGUAGAAGUUGUGGAAUUCCCACCAAAAGUACUCGGAUACGAGAGAGAAUACAGGAUAAAACGAGGUGGAGAUGUUACUAUGCACGUCCAGUAUGAAGGUGUUCCUCAACCUAACGACGAGUGGGUGGUAAAUUCUAAAAUAAUUAAGAAAACCAAGCAUACCAAACCCUCAAUUGACGCAAAGGCAGCGAGUCUCACAAUUAAAAAGGUUGAUAAUUCUGAUGCUGGAGUUUAUAAACUGCGUCUUGAAAACAAUUGUGGAGAAACACAUGUAGAAAUCAACGUAGUCGUCAUAGACACAACUUCACCACCUGGAAAGCCAACUGUUCUAGAAACAACUAAUAAUUCAAUUAAUUUGUGCUGGGAUGAACCAGAAGAUAAAGGAAAUUCAGAAAUUGAAUAUUACAUCCUUCAAUAUCAAGAAAUUAAUACAACAGAAUGGGUGUCCAUUGAGAACAUCAAAAAGACCCAAACCACCGUUGGUGAACUGAAGACCAAGUCCUCUUAUAGAUUCAGAGUGUACGCAGUUAACGAAGUAGGAGUAAGUGAGGCGUCUGAAACAACAGAAUAUAUUCUUGUCCAAGAAAUAUUAAAGGGUCAAGCACCAACUGUUGAAAAACCACUUAAAGACGUAAUUAGUGAACCAAAUGAAGAUAUAGAACUCACGUGUAUAUUUGGAGGUGUACCAGAACCGAAAGUAACAUGGCUCAAAGGAAACAAGAAAUUAAAAACAGCUAAAGCAACUUAUGUUAAUAGAGUGGCUACCUUGGUAAUUACGGCAAUGGAAAAUACUGAAGGAAGGUAUAGUUGCAUUGCUAAUAAUGAACACGGAGAAACAGAAACAUCGUGCAACGUUGAAGUACAACAGAAGCCUACAAUCACAGUAUCAAAUGAAAAUAAUGAACAAAAAUACAGAGUUGGUGAAAACUGGUCUGUGGAAGCCUUAAUCAAGGGUAUACCCAAACCUACAAUUAAUUGGUACUGCAAUGGCUCCAAGGUAGUAGAAUCGGAAGACAUUCAAAUAACAACCGAAGAUAAUAUUAGUAUCAUCAAAAUAUCUUCCCUGGUUCGUUCUCACUCAGGAAAAUAUACAAUUGAAGCUUCGAAUAAAGCUGGAACUACAUCCUUCGAUAUUACACUAAAGGUGUAUGAUAAACCUAGCAAACCUGAAGGUCCGGUUGUAAUGCGAGAGAUUAGCAGAGAAUCAGUGACAAUUGAAUGGAAACCACCUCGUGAUGAUGGCGGUUUAGAAUUGACAAAAUAUGCAAUUGAAAAACAUGAACCUGACACCAAUAAGUGGGUCAAAGUAGCAGAUGUAGACAAAGAUGUGGAGACCUACUGCAUACAAAGACUCAAUGAAAACUGUGAAUAUAUGUUCCGUGUCAUGGCUCAAAAUCCCAUUGGGUUCUCGGAAGCUUUGGAAAGUGAACCUAUUGUCAUUAAGACAGCUCUCGAUGUCCCGUCUCCACCACUUGGUCCGCUGGGCUUGUACGGUAUAAACAACGACUCUCUAACAAUAACGUGGUAUCCAUCAGAGAAAAAUGGAGGUUCACCAAUAAUUGAUUAUAGUGUUGAAAUUAAACAAGAAGGGAAGAAAUGGAAACACGUGGCUACAGUUACCAAGACUAGCGCUAAAAUAGAGAAAUUAACAAUAAACACUACCUACCAAUUUAGGAUAACCGCAAGAAAUGAAAUCGGAAUAAGUCUGCCUUACAUAUCAGACGAGAAAAUUACAAUCGGAAAGACUUUGUCUCCCCCAUCGCAGCCAUUAAACUUUGCUGUAAAGGAAACCACUUCAAGAUCAGUGACUCUGCAGUGGGCCGCACCUGAGAGCGACGGAGGAAGUAUUGUGACGAAUUACAUCAUCGAAUACAAGACUGCUAAAGCCAAAACUUGGACCAAAGUUAUAACUGUCAGUGGAACAGUUUACGAACACUGCAUAGAAAAUAUUAAAGAAAAGGAAGAGCUCAUCUUCAGAAUAUCCGCUGAGAACGCCAUAGGGGUUAGUUUACCAGCAGAGUCCCAAGGAGUAAGACUAGAAAAACAUGCAACUGUACCAUCACCACCAACUGCACCACUUGAAAUACGAACAGUUGGUAGCAACAUCGUCAUGACAUCGUGGGGUACUCCAGAAUGGGACGGUGGAGCACCACUGCUAGGCUAUAAUAUUGCUAUCCGUGACGUCACUAAAACAAUGUGGAUGGAAGUAGGAAAAGUCGACGCACAGACACUUAAAUUCAAUAUCAAAGACUUGAGUGACAAUCACACUUAUAUGAUACGAAUUUAUGCUCGCAAUGAAAUCGGAAUCAGUGAGCCGUUAGAGUCAGAAGAACCUUACAAGGUUAUUCCUGGAGAAGACUCUCAUGCAGACGAGGAGAUUGGCGAGCAGACCGAAAUGACGGAACCAACAUCGUUCAGUACGCAGACCACUACUUCCUGGAUGCGCGAACACAAUAUGGACGCGGAUAUCCGAUCUUACGCGCGAGGCUCACUUCUGAGACGCGAUGAGUACUUCUUCAGGAUAUGGCACUACGCUAAACAACUAUUCAAGUGAUGCGACAACACGUCCGCGCAUUCAUUUACCUGUGAUAUUUAACGACAAACAUUUAAAGUUCAUAGUUGGCGGAUAGUAAUGUAUAUUUAGAUACAAUUACUUCCACUAGACAGUAAUCCACACACGAACUCUGUCAUUUUUUUUAAUUUUGUACUAUUAUGUUUUUUGUAUCAGCAUGUAAUAUUUUAUUAUUAUUUAUUUUAGAUAAGGAUGAACUAUUUAUUUAUUUAAAUUAUUAUUAUUAUUAUAAUAACAUGUCUGUUGACAACAUUUAAGUCUCAUUCAAUAGUUUUUAUGGGAGACGUUUUAAAUAUAGGUGCAAAAUAUUUAUUCGAUAAAUUGAAUGAGGCUUAAAUUCAUCACCAGACAUUUUAAAAGAUUGAAUAAAGCUAAAUUGUAAAAAUAAUG